Messenger RNA from Tarenaya hassleriana, 1985 nucleotides. RefSeq names its product UDP-glucuronate 4-epimerase 4. The transcript has a single exon. The record is from RefSeq and is a predicted model, not a curated record. The coding region runs from base 329 to 1639 and encodes 436 amino acids. NCBI's taxonomy places the organism in Eukaryota, Viridiplantae, Streptophyta, Magnoliopsida, Brassicales, Cleomaceae.
CCUGUCAAGCUUUUUGUUUGUUUUACACGAACCUCACUUUCUAUUUUUAAUCCAAGACUGAUUAGAUCAAAAGCCGCACAUUUUUUUUAUUAUUUUUAUUUAAAAACUUAAACAAAAAGAAAUCGGAUUUCAGAUCUUUACAUCGUGGAGUCAUCAUUAAGAAACAUCCACAAUCCGUUCUUGUAAGAAACCCAAAGAUUCUAAGAAGCUGCGAGGAUUAAAAAAAAAAAAAAAAGGAGAGAAUCUGAGGGAAACCCAGAAAACUGGAAACGAAUUGAGGGAGACCCAGAACCGUGCCUCUGCAUUUUCCGCCACUUUCCCGGGAAAAAUGUCGCGCCUUGACGACAUACCUUCGAGUCCAGGCAAGUUCAAGAUGGACAAGUCGCCGUACUUGCACCGCGCGAGGUGGCAUUCAUCCCUCACCAAGCUCACAUUCUUCUCCUUCUUCCUCCUCUGCCUCAUACUCGUAUUCUUCCUCCGAUCUCCGCCGUCGAAUUCUUCGCCGUCGGAUCCAUCUCGCCGCUCGCUCCGAAACUACAGCUACGGAGGACCCGCUUGGGAGAAACGGGUCCGAGCAUCCGCCCAAAUCCGAACCUCCAACGGCGCCAUGACCGUCCUCGUCACCGGAGCCGCCGGCUUCGUGGGAACUCACGUCUCCGCCGCGCUCAAGCGCCGCGGCGAUGGCGUCGUGGGUCUCGACAACUUCAAUGACUACUACGACCCUUCUCUGAAACGAGCCCGCCAAGCGCUGUUGGACCGAAGUGGCGUCUUCAUCGUGGAAGGAGACAUAAACGACGUCGCAUUACUCAGGGAGCUCUUCAGGCUCGUGCCGUUCACCCACGUCAUGCACUUGGCCGCUCAGGCCGGUGUACGGUACGCCAUGGAGAACCCUAGCUCCUACGUCCACAGCAACAUCGCCGGGUUCGUGAAUCUCCUCGAGGUGUGCAAAUCCGUGAACCGACAACCUGCGAUCGUGUGGGCUUCGUCGAGUUCUGUCUAUGGCCUCAACACGAAGGUCCCGUUCUCCGAAAAGGACAGAACUGAUCAACCGGCAAGCUUGUACGCUGCCACGAAGAAAGCCGGAGAAGAGAUCGCUCACACGUACAACCACAUCUACGGCCUCUCUCUCACCGGGUUGAGGUUCUUCACGGUGUACGGACCUUGGGGAAGACCAGACAUGGCGUAUUUCUUCUUCACGAGGGACAUUCUUCAAGGGAAAACGAUUCCGAUAUUCGAAGCGGCCAAUCACGGGACGGUGGCGAGGGAUUUCACGUACAUCGACGAUAUAGUGAAGGGUUGUCUGGCGGCGCUGGAUACGGCGGAGAAGAGCACCGGAAGCAGAGGGAAGAAGAAGGGGCCUGCUCAGCUGAGAGUGUUCAACCUGGGAAACACUUCGCCGGUUCCGGUAUCGGAUCUCGUCGGAAUACUGGAGAGGCUGCUGAAGGUGAAGGCGAAGAGGAACAUAAUGAAGAUGCCCAGAAACGGAGACGUUCCGUUCACUCACGCCAACAUUAGCUCAGCUCAACACGAGCUCGGGUACAAGCCCAGUACGGAUCUUCAGACAGGUCUCAAGAAGUUUGUCAGAUGGUACGUGAGUUACUACUCUGGUGGUGAUGGGAACAAAGCUGAUGCUAGAUGAUGUUUCUUCAGUUGUGUCUGAACUCUCCUCCGUUCGUUGUGAUUCUUGUUUUCGAUCUCGUUUUCUUUAAUUUUUUUUUUUUUGAGUUGUCAUCGUCGUUGUUGCUUCCGGCGAUGAGCCUAUUGCAGACAGAUUUUGAAAUGAAAUGAUGAGAUAAUACAAUAACCUUAUCACGUUUCCACACAAACCCAAAUGAAAGAAAAGCCAAAGAAGCAGUAGAGAUUCUGCAUGAGCUCAGUGCCGUAAGAGAACCAUGAACCAGUCUGGUGAUAAAUAAAACACUCUGUGUUCUCAAAAUGUUCAAAAUCUCAUUGUAACCCGACAAAACUAGAAAGGCAAAAAAAAA